UGGAGGGAUGCUGAAGUCACGUUGGUCGACACCCUCGGUGAAUCCACGAGGAUAUACACAGCCAAUAGUAAUCUUCAAUUGCCGGUUAAUACUUUACGAGCUGGUGUUUUAGUUAAGCAAUCACGAGUUGUAGUGGUAGUUGGUGGCAACAGUAAAGAAGAAAAGAACUGUGAUAUGUUGAGAGGAAAGUCCACGAAGAAAGAUCAUGAUGAAGAGGAUGGUAAACAAAGACGGCCCAAGUGCGCUCGUUGCAGAAAUCAUGGACUCAUCUCCUGGUUGAGAGGACAUAAAAGAGAGUGUCGUUAUAAAGAAUGUCUUUGUCCAAAGUGUUCUCUUAUUGCUGAAAGACAACGUGUUAUGGCUGCUCAGGUUGCAUUGAAACGACAGCAGGCUGCUGAGGAUGCGAUAGCUUUGAGCAUGGCUAAAGUUGCAACCGGACAGAAACUGGAUCGUCUACCACCUGGAAAAAUCUUCGGCAUGGCUGUAACUGAGCCUAAUUCUCAAAUAUCUUCACACGUUAAGCCUGCUCCAGAUGACGAUCCUGAUGUUGAUGUUGAUGAUCCUGUAGACGCUAAGGAGUCUUCCGAGUCAGAGGGUGCUGGAUCUGCCAAAGAAAAUCAAGUUGACCUUAAAUUAAAUUCACUCGACAAGAAGAAAACCAGCAUAUUCAAUGCCACGGAUAAGAAUGACCCCGAGGAUAAAAGUCCCAAAGAAUCACCGGCGAUUUCUCAGACAUCAGUAGAAACUCUUGCGCGACUGUUUCCCAGCACAAAGUUAUCUGUUCUUCAACUGGUUCUUCAAAGAUGUGGCCAGGACUUGUUAAAAGCCAUCGAGUACUUUGCUAAUGACAGUAGCGUGUGUUCUACUUCGGCAUUCCGACCACUGCAAAGCUCAUCGUCAGAUGUGAGAACCACCACCGAUUAUCCUAGUGUCUUUGCACUGCCUCCAGUCUACUCAAACUUUUCGCGAAAUUUCUACCACGACAACUAUUGUCUUCUUAAUAUAUUGCCAGAUUCGACGUUGUCCCGCAGCAGCGAGCUGUCAAGAGUUAUCAACCCGCUCGAGCAAGACAGCAGUGUCGCUUUUAAUGUUCAGUACAACAAUUACUUCAAUGCUGACAUUCAGCAACAGUUACGUGAGCACACAUCCAGGUCAACUGGAUUGCUUCAUUUACCUCCAGUGAUACCUGGUGUUCCUUGUGUUACUCCCAAUUGUACUCAAUGUUACAAAUUUCUAUGA
Molecule: messenger RNA, 1239 nt
Organism: Cotesia congregata
Lineage: Eukaryota; Metazoa; Arthropoda; Insecta; Hymenoptera; Braconidae
Source: the annotation of a GenBank genome assembly